AACCCCCCACGCCGCCGCACCGCAGCUCGCAUUCGCAAUCCAAGGUUCCAAUCCGCCGAGCCAUCACCGCCUCGUCGCGCCGCCCGUCCACGGCCCCGCUCCGAUGGCCCGCACGAAGCAGACGGCGCGUAAGUCGACCGGCGGCAAGGCGCCGAGGAAGCAGCUGGCCACCAAGGCCGCCCGCAAGUCGGCGCCGGCCACCGGCGGCGUGAAGAAGCCGCACCGGUUCCGCCCCGGCACCGUCGCGCUCCGCGAGAUCCGCAAGUACCAGAAGAGCACGGAGCUGCUCAUCCGCAAGCUCCCCUUCCAGCGCUUGGUGCGGGAGAUCGCGCAGGACUUCAAGACGGACCUCCGGUUCCAGUCGUCGGCGGUGGCGGCGCUGCAGGAGGCCGCGGAGGCGUACCUGGUGGGGCUCUUCGAGGACACCAACCUGUGCGCUAUCCACGCCAAGCGCGUCACCAUCAUGCCCAAGGACAUCCAGCUCGCGCGCCGCAUCAGGGGUGAGAGGGCCUGAGCGCCGGGCUUCUGCUUCUGCAUUGUCGUCGUAGCGAUAGAAUUGGAUUGGGGGAAUUUUUUUUCUUGCCGUGCUAUCCUGUAGUCAGAUUCUGAAUGGGUUCGACUCGUUGCAAUGGAACGUGAUUGCUAGUUUCUGAAAUGUCUGAAUGGCUCUGUUUUUGGGAGAUUUGCUCUCUGAUCUUUGAAAUAACUUGUUGAUUGCACGGGAAAAGAGUAGGUCUGCUGGAGUUGAAUUUAGCAUUUUCCAUUUUUUUCCUUAUGUGCCUGUAUAAUUGAUUUUCUGUCAAAAAUGAAAAAGUUGCUCUCAA
Molecule: messenger RNA, 824 nt
Organism: Panicum virgatum (switchgrass)
Lineage: Eukaryota; Viridiplantae; Streptophyta; Magnoliopsida; Poales; Poaceae
Product: histone H3.2
Exons: 1
Coding region: 104-514 (136 amino acids)
Cellular component (GO): nucleosome
Molecular function (GO): protein heterodimerization activity; DNA binding; structural constituent of chromatin
Source: RefSeq, a predicted model, not a curated record